AUGCAGGACAUUGUGGGCGACAUCGCUGUCUUCAAGCAUCCUGUGCAAGAGUGUGAUUUGCGUGCAGCUGCCGAUCGCUUUUUUGCAGCCCGACCCGGUGUCAAAGUCAUUGCUCUGAAGACGUCGGGAAUGGCUGGUCCAGGGCGGCAGAGCUCGCAUAUUGUUGUGGCGGGUGAGAACAGGCUGCACACCACACACACAGAGUACGGCAUUCAGACAAAAGUUCACGUCUCUGAUGUCUUCUUCUCUCAGCGGAUGGCGGCCGAAAGGCAUAGAAUUAGCAGUCUUGUCGAAGAGGGUGAUAGAGUCUUGAUCCUCUUCGCAGGAUGCGGUCCGCUCGCAUGCAUGGUUGCAAAACGAACGGCUGCUGCAGAAACUGUUUGCAUUGAGAGCAAUUCCGCUGCAUUCCAGUGCCUUCUGGAGUCUCGGGCCUUAAACAAAAUCGACCCACUUCGCAUGCCCUGCUUUUUGGCCGAUGUGCGAGACUUUCCUACCUUGCCGGUGCAUGUUGCUGCGGGUCUCGUCCACUCCGCGCAGAAAGCAAGGCUACCCACAUAUACGCGGCUGGUGAUACCCAGACCAAAGACUGAGCCAGAGGCAACUUAUUUGGACAUCGUACUCCCCGUGGCUGAUGUGCGAAAGGGUGCCAUGAUUCAUUACUACGACUUUGCCACCCAAGAGGAGAUUUCGACUGGGGCAGCACGAACACUCAGCCUUCUUGAAUCAACUUGCCAGGCAGCUGGUUGGAAGAUUGUGGGAACUCCCAGCAUAUUCCGUGCAUCGGGUGCCGCGAUUGGCAUCAAGCUGUACAGAAUCUGUGUUGACUUCAGAGUGCUCCCUGACAAGCUGGAGUGA
This is a messenger RNA of Symbiodinium sp. CCMP2456, 855 nucleotides long. The record is from the annotation of a GenBank genome assembly. Lineage: Eukaryota; Dinophyceae; Suessiales; Symbiodiniaceae.